AUGGAAUUGGUUGGUGAUUGGCGUUUCCAAUGUGGCUGCCUAAGGAACGUGAGCAAUCCCCGCAUAGCACGAAGGGUGGCUCUGAAAAAGCGAAGAGAGAGAGAGAGAGAGAGAGAGAAUUUGGUGUGCGGAGGUCAUCGGAUUUCACCGCUCCAAUUCGCCGGAAUUUGGGAAUUCUGCUCACGUCCGGCUAGGGUUUCGCUUCAGCCUUCGCGCUUGGCUCCGGGCGUCGGGGUAAUUGGCGGUGUUAUUUGUUCGUUCGUCUGGAUAAGUGCCCUAAAUUCGGAAUUGGGAGGGUUUGCUUGGGGUGCUACUUCCGACCUUCAAUCUCGUUGCUCGAUCUGGGAAUUCUGGGUACGGAUGUUCACGCCGCAGAGGAAGGUGUGGUCCGGUUGGUCGCUGACGCCGAGGAGUGAGCCGGCGCAGAAGAACGGUUCCGGUGCUGGCGCCAACCCUAGUUCAAACCC
Diospyros lotus (date-plum) is the source of this 467-nucleotide messenger RNA. RefSeq lists its product as uncharacterized. The record is from RefSeq and is a predicted model, not a curated record. Lineage: Eukaryota; Viridiplantae; Streptophyta; Magnoliopsida; Ericales; Ebenaceae.